This is a messenger RNA of Ambispora gerdemannii, 3126 nucleotides long. The record is from the annotation of a GenBank genome assembly. Lineage: Eukaryota; Fungi; Glomeromycota; Glomeromycetes; Archaeosporales; Ambisporaceae.
AUGGUCGUCGAUGGUAGUGGCAGUGAAGCUCCCGAUACUGGUGAUAAUCUCGAAAAUUUUAUUGGUGCAGUUCUAGUUGGUGCGAGCCUCACAUUAACCGGUAACUCUGCAUUAAGAAUGGCAGCACUACGGACAAGUGGCUCGAAAAUGUUUCUUUUCCCGAUCGUCAACAUCGCGAUGCUUAUAAACGAGUUUGCUGUGAUGCUGUUGAUUUUUUCCGCCGCGAAUUCAUUGAGUGAUAAUUGGGGAAUGUGGGCCAGUUUUGUGAAUAAUGUCACCUAUUUUGUUUCUAAGCCAACAGUUUUAUACCUGGCAUAUUUACGGUGUAGAGCUGCUUAUGAACCAUAUCGAAAAUAUAGACAUAUACAUUACUUCAUAAUUGCUUUUCGUGCGAUAGAAUUAUUUGUGCUUGUGAUUAUUAAUAUUCAUAUAAUUACGGCAUGUGGGGGAAAAUUCACGGGAGUUUGUGCCGCGGAAUAUGUAAUCUACAGAAUACGAGAUGCGCUAGCACCAGUUUUUCGUUUCUAUUAUAUAAUAUCCGAGGGAAUAUUCUACCUUAAACUAUUUAGCACGCUGAAAAAAAUUCACUCAUCUGAGACCCCUAAUAAACACGUUUUACGUUAUCGCACUUACCAAACGAUCCUUUUCACAGUGGAUCUGACCAUCUUGAUAGCGAUGAGCAUCUACCGAUUGGUGGUUCUCGCAAGCACCACCACCAAGCCUACUUACGUGUAUGCGGAAUUAUUUAGCGCCGCGUUGACAGUUUUUGUGAUAACGGAAUUUGGACUCACAAUCCCGGAACUUUUUAAGUCUUCAACUGGCACUACUGGAAGCAUAAUACCGACUUACAAUGCACAUUGUUCUUCUGAACACAUGGUUUCUCCGGGAAAGACGGCUCCACGAAAUUUAUCCGUCAUUACCAAUAACAAUAAUGACAACAUCAAAAAAAAGCCAUCAGCUGUCAUUCUUUCAAAUGACAUUAAUAAAGGAAAAAAUUCCAAAUUGAAUAGUAAUAAUCAUAACGGAAAAAAUUCAAUCAGUGAACAUCUUCGGAAUACGGCACGCGAAUUGAUUGCGAGAGAACAAACAACACCACCACCACCAAAAAGAGCUCGAAGACUAACCAAAGAAAGUCUCCGAUUCAAUCCAAUAUGGAAAAAACGAUAUCCGUGGGUAGUUCACGAAACGGUCGACAACAAAGAACGCAUUUUCUGUAGCUGGUGUCGUGUCGCCAAUUGUAAUAAUAAAUUCGCGACGGAAGGAUGCGAAUGGAUAAAAGAGGAUUCACUUGUUCGGCAUCAAAAAGUCAAAGAACACGUAAAUAUUGUCAAAGGGCGAACCACAGGAAAUGCUUCGACCGUUGAUAACCCAUCGCCGGUUCGGUUUACGCAGUUUUAUGGAUUGGGAAAGGCUAAAGUUAUUGAGAAUAUGCGAAUCGCAUAUUUUAUGAUUAAACAGAAUAUGUCGUUGGACGGGUAUCAGGAAAUGUGCAAUUUUAUUACUUUUCAGUUUCAAAAUCAGACGGGAAUUACACUUGAUGCUCCACCAAUUUCGAUACAUCCCUUUCUUUUAAAUUCACGAAAAAUCAUUACAACGUCUAAUAAUACCAUAAAGAUAAAGAAUGGCGCAAACAAUCAUACUAGUGGAAUAUUGGGUGCAACAUAUGUCAAUCCUGUUUCAGUCAUCGAUAUAGUACAAGCAAUGUCUCGAGUAAUUGAAGAUGCCGUUCUAUCAGAAUUAUCUGAAUCUCCUUGCUGGAGCUUACUUCUUGAUCAUGUGACCUAUCAGUCUGGUAGAAAAUCGAUUUCCGUGUAUUCAAAGCAUUUAUCAGCAGAUCAUAGUCCUGGAAUCCGUUAUUUGGGAAUACUUGGAUUCUCAUCCACAGAUCCAUUUACUGCUUCGAAUAAUUUGGAAGCAUUUUGCACUUCGAAGCGAAUUUCAAUGGCGAAACUCGCUCAUGUUGAUAGAUCAAAUGGUAUAGUCUCGCAUUUGAAAUCAAAACAACCAUUCCUUUCUUCAAUUCACACUGUCGGUCAAAGUAUUCAUUCAUCAAUGAAAGAAGCCGCAGAUGCGGUGCUAUAUUUCAUACAAUACCAAACAACAAUGAAUGAAAUACUUGAUUACUUUUCGGUUAUCUCUGAUCCGCCAUCAAGUCUAAAACCAAUCGGCGAAGGGAUAACCAGCAGUUUAUAUAACAUUGACGCAGCAAGAUUUCUAUCAUGGUGCCAAGAAAUAGCAGUGAAUUCACAGAUUUUGGAUGAAAUCAGAAUCGCGCUAUCACUAAGUAAUGCAGAAAAUGCAACGACUCUGUGUAACAAAAUUGACCAGAAUUUCACAAUCGCCACGAAAUUGCUUGCCGACAUUUACAACAUUCUUCAGAAUCUCGUGAUUUUCUUUCAAGGUGAUCCGAUUUCUGUUGCUGAUCUUUAUCCAUUUGUUAAUCAAGCAACCACGAAAAUAUAUGUAGAGUUUAUUGGCAGUUCGGAGGAUCGCCCAAACUAUGGGUCAAUGCUUCGUCAAUUUGUCGAGAAAACAUUGACACUUGGUGCUACUCUUCCGAAAUUCAUUCCGCAAUUCGCCACUGCGACAAUCAACGCACUAAACGAGCGAUUUCCAAUGCUAGAUGUCUACAAUAACAUGCGUAUAUUUGAUCCACGGUUUUUGCCAAACGAGCGUCGCGCAAUUGGUCCCUAUGGAAAAGAAGAAAUAGACACGCUAAACAAAAUAUACGGGAACCCGAAUUUCGAAAACGGGGUAAUUUUCCCACCUGUUAUUGACUCACAAGCAUUAAUCAAAGAAUGGAGUCAAGCCAAAUACUUGUUGUCCGGGUUCAAGGAAUUACCGUUCACCGAAGCAUGGAAAAAAACGUUUGAAACGGUAGAAUUCAUUCAAGAAUUCCCAAAUAUUGUAAAGAUUAUUAGUAUCGCGUUGACUGUGCCUUAUUCGAAUGCGCACGUAGAGAAUCUUUUGUCGCGACAAAAACGGAUUGCGGUGCAGCAUGCUGGGCGUAUGGAACCAGAGUUGCUUCAUGCUUAUAUGAUGAUUGCUCUUAAUGGUCCUUCAUACGAUAAGUUUGAUUAUGAGAAGGCCUAUGAUGUUUGGGCGAGAGCUGGGUUCAGAGGAUGA